GGGCACUUCCCACUGAAGGGAGUGGACGUCUUAUUGGACGGCGGCGAGCUCCUGAGGCGCCCUGGUUGCGCCUAGAAAACAGUUCUGUAGGCGCCGGUGUUCCGUGCGACAGAAAGGUUUAGAGGUGAACGUGGAAAAACGUGUGUUCUGAGGAAUUGUGAUUUUGAGGCGCGAAGCACCUCUGGCUUGCCCUGUUUCAAAUGGCGGCGCAGCCUGUCUGAGCGUCUUCCUUCCGCUCUCCUGCCCCCAGGCCAUGUUUGAUUGGCUAGCGUGCGGCGCCGUGGAGUGACGCACAAGGGUGCUGACCAAUCGGCUUAGAGCUGAGGUGGACUUGGUGGGAGCCGGAUCCCGGCUUUUAGCAGCUGUGGUUGCGGAAGGCUGCGGCCAGGUGAGCUCCUCCGGCCAGACAAUGGCCACAUAUCUGGAGUUCAUUCAGCAGAAUGAAGAACGCGAUGGCGUGCGUUUUAGUUGGAAUGUGUGGCCUUCCAGCAGACUUGAGGCUACAAGAAUGGUUGUUCCCCUGGCUUGUCUUCUCACUCCUUUAAAAGAACGUCCAGACCUGCCGCCCGUACAGUAUGAACCUGUGCUCUGCAGCAGGCCAACUUGCAAAGCCAUUCUCAAUCCACUUUGUCAGGUUGAUUAUCGAGCAAAGCUUUGGGCCUGUAAUUUCUGUUUCCAGAGAAAUCAGUUUCCUCCAGCUUACGCAGGCAUAUCAGAGGUGAACCAGCCUGCUGAAUUGAUGCCCCAGUUUUCUACAAUUGAGUACGUGGUACAGCGAGGUGCCCCAUCCCCUCUGAUCUUCCUGUAUGUGGUGGACACGUGUCUGGAGGAAGAUGACCUCCAAGCGCUCAAGGAGUCCUUGCAGAUGUCCCUGAGCCUCCUCCCUCCGGACGCACUGGUGGGUUUGAUCACGUUUGGGAGGAUGGUACAGGUUCACGAACUCAGCUGCGAGGGGAUCUCCAAGAGUUACGUCUUCCGGGGGACGAAGGACCUCACUGCCAAGCAGAUCCAGGACAUGCUGGGCCUGACCAAGCCUGCGAUGCCCGUGCAGCCAGUGCGCCCGGCUCAGCCGCAGGAGCGCCCGUCCGUGUCCAGCAGGUUUCUGCAGCCCAUUCACAAGAUUGACAUGAACCUCACUGAUCUCCUUGGGGAACUACAGAGGGACCCGUGGCCUGUACCUCAGGGGAAGAGGCCUUUGCGAUCCACUGGUGUUGCCUUGUCCAUUGCUGUUGGCCUGUUGGAGGGCACUUUUCCAAACACGGGAGCCAGGAUCAUGCUGUUCACUGGGGGACCCCCCACUCAGGGACCUGGCAUGGUGGUUGGAGAUGAAUUAAAGGUUCCUAUUCGUUCCUGGCAUGACAUUGAGAAAGACAAUGCCCGCUUCAUGAAAAAGGCAACCAAGCACUAUGAGAUGCUUGCGAACCGCACUGCUGCAAACGGUCACUGCAUUGAUAUUUACGCCUGUGCCCUUGAUCAGACUGGACUCCUGGAGAUGAAGUGUUGCCCAAAUCUUACUGGAGGCUACAUGGUGAUGGGAGAUUCUUUCAACACUUCUCUCUUCAAGCAGACAUUCCAAAGAAUUUUUAGUAAAGAUUUUAAUGGAAAUUUCCGAAUGGCAUUUGGUGCUACUUUGGAAGUAAAGACCUCAAGGGAGCUGAAGGUUGCGGGAGCCAUCGGACCCUGUGUGUCUCUGAAUGUGAAAGGACCAUGUGUGUCAGAAAAUGAACUUGGUGUUGGUGGCACGAGCCAGUGGAAAAUCUGUGGCCUUGAUCCCACGACGACACUCGGCAUCUACUUUGAAGUAGUCAACCAGCACAACGCCCCGAUCCCGCAAGGAGGCCGAGGCGCCAUCCAGUUCGUCACGCACUACCAGCACUCCAGCACCCAGCGGCGCAUCCGUGUGACCACCGUUGCCCGCAAUUGGGCAGACGUGCAGAGCCAGCUGAAGCACAUUGAAGCGGCGUUUGACCAGGAGGCGGCGGCAGUGCUGAUGGCGCGGCUGGGGGUGUUCCGAGCUGAGUCGGAGGAGGGGCCGGACGUGCUCCAGUGGCUGGACCGACAGCUCAUCCGGCUGUGUCAAAAGUUUGGACAGUAUAACAAAGAAGACCCUGUGUCAUUUAGGUUAUCAGAUUCCUUCUCUCUAUACCCUCAGUUCAUGUUCCAUCUUAGAAGGUCUCCAUUCCUUCAAGUCUUCAACAACAGCCCUGACGAGUCUUCGUAUUAUCGGCACCACUUUGCCCGGCAGGACCUCACCCAGUCCCUCAUCAUGAUCCAGCCCAUCCUGUAUUCCUACUCCUUCCACGGGCCCCCAGAGCCCGUGCUCCUGGACAGCAGCAGCAUUCUUGCUGACAGAAUUCUACUCAUGGACACUUUCUUCCAAAUUGUCAUUUAUCUUGGUGAGACCAUCGCCCAGUGGCGGAAGGCAGGCUACCAGGACAUGCCCGAGUAUGAAAACUUCAAGCACCUCCUACAGGCACCUCUGGAUGACGCACAGGAGAUCCUGCAGGCGCGGUUCCCGAUGCCGCGGUACAUCCACACGGAGCAUGGGGGCAGCCAGGCUCGAUUUCUUUUGUCCAAAGUGAAUCCGUCUCAGACACACAAUAACCUGUAUGCUUGGGGACAGGAAACGGGAGCGCCCAUCCUCACUGAUGACGUUAGCCUGCAGGUGUUCAUGGACCAUCUGAAGAAGCUGGCUGUCUCCAGUGCUUGUUGAGCUAAGGAUAUAGUCAGGAAAUGGAAGAAAACACUGUCACUUUGUGUUCACAAUUUUUUAUAAAGGCUUAACAUUCCUUUUACUUUGCUGGUGGAUUUUAAUAAAUAAUCAAAGGAAGUGUUAGUAAUUCUUUAGAUUUUAAUUUAUUUGUAUUCCUUAUCUGUGCCCUUUUCUUACUCCAUAAAAUUAUAAGGUCAUAAACAUUUUCAUAUUGGUAGAGGUUUAUAUGCUUUUUGUAUCCUAACUUUUAGAGUCUGUAUAAAAUCAGAGCUAAUGUAUUUUGGCAGCUUGCUUACAUGAAAAUCAUAAUGAUCAGAAAGGAAAUAAAUCUGAAGAAAGCACUGGUUAAAAUAAUGCUAAUACAUAUUUUAUUUCUGAA
Molecule: messenger RNA, 3092 nt
Organism: Odocoileus virginianus texanus
Lineage: Eukaryota; Metazoa; Chordata; Mammalia; Artiodactyla; Cervidae
Source: RefSeq, a predicted model, not a curated record